AUGGAAGUGAGCGACUCGGCCUCUGACGUAGGCGACGGGCCGGACGACGACGAUCUGGCGUUUGUGGCUCCAGUUCUGGGCUCUGUCGACGGCAUCUACACCGCCGAGGAGGUCGAAGCGCUGGCAGAAGCCCGCAGGGUGGCCGAGGCCUCGGGCGGCGUCUUCAAGUCGGCCGACAGGCCAGCAGCGUGGAUUAAGAGCUUGCGUGCUCUGGUCAAGAAGGUAACCACAGCGCAGGCCGGGGCCGGAGGAGCCACAGCUGCCGAGACAAGCGCGCCCACUAGAGUCUCACUGUCCAAGGGAGCCGCUGCUCUGCUCGCUGAUCUCAUUGACGACAUCAUUGCCAGCUUGUAUCGGGAAAUGGUGCCGUUGGCCAAGAUGAACAAGCGUUCUGCGUUCAUUGCCGACGACGUCGUCUCGGCCAUCAAGCUGCACUUCCCGGGCGAGGUGGCCAAGUAUGCGGCAGCUGAUGUGGCACGCACACUAAGCUCGCUCGCCGCUGGCUCAGGCGUCCCAGUCCUUCUCCAUCUUUCCCACGUCAAGCAGGUCUUCGAGUCGCAGGAGCUCCUCGCCCCGAUCUACAACCGUGAGACGCUGCCGGCAGUCGCCGCCGCCGUCGAGUUUGUGGUGAGUGAGGUCCUCGAGUUGGCCAUCAAUGCCAUGCGCGACACCAAAGCUGGUCGCCUUACCGCUCGCCACGUCAAACUUGCCAUCGGCAACGACAUGGAGCUUGAGCGCAUGUUCCACAAGGUCUGCUUGGCAGGCGGAGGCGUCAUUCCAAACAUUCAUGGUGUUCUCUUGCCCAUGCGGAGAUGA
This is a messenger RNA of Thecamonas trahens ATCC 50062, 816 nucleotides long. Its product is annotated as histone H2A. The coding region runs from base 1 to 816 and encodes 271 amino acids. The record is from RefSeq and is a predicted model, not a curated record. NCBI's taxonomy places the organism in Eukaryota, Apusomonadida, Apusomonadidae. Gene Ontology annotation, molecular function: DNA binding; protein heterodimerization activity; structural constituent of chromatin. The transcript is spliced from 2 exons. Gene Ontology annotation, cellular component: nucleosome.